CCUACGAGACAAGGGAGCUCAGGGACUCCAGAAAGGUCUAUGGUGAUCAUCAUUGCAUUCCUAACUGGGUCGCUUUCUCUGGUCACUGUGGUUGGAAACAUCCUGGUGUUGGUGUCCUUUAAAAUAAACAAGGCCCUAAAGACAGUGAAUAACUAUUACCUGCUCAGCCUGGCAUUUGCAGACCUGACCAUCGGGACACUGUCCAUGAACCUGUACACCACUUACAUCAUCAUGGAUCAGUGGGCUCUGGGCCCCGUCGUCUGUGACCUCUGGCUUGCUAUAGACUAUGUGGCCAGUAAUGCCUCGGUCAUGAACCUGCUUGUAAUCAGCUUUGACAGGUAUUUCUCUGUGACCCGACCUUUAACCUACCGGGCCAAGCGUACCACAAAACGAGCCAUGACGAUGAUCUGCUUAGCCUGGUCCAUCUCUUUUAUCCUCUGGGCUCCUGCCAUCCUCUUUUAUCAGUACAUUGUUGGCGAGAGGACAGUCCAACCCAAUGAGUGCUACAUCCAGUUCCUGUCAGAGCCCAUCAUCACCUUCUGUACGGCCAUCGCUGCCUUCUACCUGCCGGUCACCAUCAUGGCCUUCCUGUUCUGGAAGAUCUUCCAGGAGACAGAGAAGCGUGCCAAAGAGUUCCAAGGUCUGAAAGGAUCCGGGGCAGGAAACAAAUCAGGCAAGGCUCAGCCUCAAGGUGCACGUGGUGGAGGAGAUGCAGCAGCCAACAAUCAGAACGAUUCCUCCGCCAUGCAGCGCCAGAUGAGUGCUCAGAGCAGCAGCAGCUACGAACUGAACCAGACCAAGGACAGUGCCAGCAUGCCAGGAGGAGGAGAAGGUGGAGGAGGAGGAGGAGGAGGACGGUGUGCAGCCUUCUGUUUCAAGUGUUCAUCACUGCUGCCGGGUCGACAUGCCUCCAAGAAGUCCAUCAACACCACCACAACCACUGCAGGCGAGGCUGAGCACAGCAGCUGUGACAGCCUCAACAACAACGAAGAGGAGGAGGAGGAGGCAGAUGGAGCAACAGACCAAUCAGCUGCAGCCAAGGACCCUGCAAUGGCCAAACGUCUCGCCUCCAAGGCUAAGACGGAGAUUAACAAGCGAAAGAACGACAAGAAGGCUAAUGAGAAGAAGGCCAAUGAGAAGAAGGCCAAUGAUAAAAAGGCGGCGCGGACGCUGAGCGCCAUCCUGUUUGCCUUCAUCACCACCUGGUUACCGUACAACAUCAUGGUGCUGGUCAACACCUUCUGUCAGGACUGCAUCCCAGAGACGCUGUGGGCGCUGGGAUACUGGCUGUGCUACGUCAACAGCACGGUGAACCCCAUGUGCUACGCUCUGUGCAACAAGACCUUCAGGACGACCUUCAGGGACAUCUUGAUGUGUCAGUGGAACCAGAAGAAGAACAAGCCUCAGUUCCAGCAGAGGAAAAACGCCACUUUAAAAAAAUAGGACCCCAUGUCAACUGAGUGAGAGUGAGAGUGAAGCAUUUCCUGAUCCUUAAUCAGAGUGUGAAUGCAGCAUGAAAACUUUAAAUGUCAGAUGAAAAGAUCCUGAACUCAAUCUGUAAAACCAAAUUCAUCCAGCCGAAUGGGAAGAUCUCAAAAGCCAUCAGAGGGACCUGAAGCUGCUCUGUCAGU
Notolabrus celidotus (New Zealand spotty) is the source of this 1631-nucleotide messenger RNA. Its product is annotated as muscarinic acetylcholine receptor M3. Gene Ontology annotation, cellular component: plasma membrane. The record is from RefSeq and is a predicted model, not a curated record. The transcript has 4 exons. Gene Ontology annotation, molecular function: G protein-coupled acetylcholine receptor activity. NCBI's taxonomy places the organism in Eukaryota, Metazoa, Chordata, Actinopteri, Labriformes, Labridae. Gene Ontology annotation, biological process: adenylate cyclase-activating adrenergic receptor signaling pathway. Bases 40 to 1443 code for a protein of 467 amino acids.